AUGCCCAAGCAACACACUCUCUUCGGACGCCCGAUUCCGCGCUUCACCGCCCGCCGCCUGGCCUCGCUGCUGCUCUGUCUCUCCCUGCUCGCCAUCACCCUCAUCGCCCUCGUCACCGGCGCCGUCCUGUCGUCUCCGGCCAGAGUCGCCUACCACAGCAACAUCGCCGCCCCGCGCAGCAGCGACGCCCGUUCCCAGACAGUCCUGACUCCCUUCCGCCCGCUCUCCCAUCGCCCUCCUCGCCAAAACGACGACGAAUACGCCGGCGCCUCGUGGUGGGCCGACUGGAAAUGGCUCUCGGUGCCCUUUUCCAGCUCCCUUACCUUCGACAACGACCGGGCCCUGCUUCCCCCGCUCACCCCGCGCCAGCCCAUCUAUUGCUACUACGAUGCUGCCGCCAACAAGCCCCUUGAGGAGAAGCAUGCCGAGAGCGAGCUGCUCUUGACCUGGCGCCGCGCCUGGUGGGCCAGAGGCUUCCGGCCCCUCAUAUUGAGCCCCGCAGAGGCCAUGCAGCAUCCUAGCUACGCCCGGCUGAAGCGGCUCGACAUGGAGCCGGCCGUCAGAAAGGAUCUCACGAGGUGGCUUGCCUGGCACACAGUGGGUGGAGGCAUUCUGGCGCAUUACACUCUGCUACCGACUGCCACAGACGAUAAUCCAGCGCUGUCGUCGCUCCGCCGCGGCGAGUUUCCGUACCUCACGCGUUGGAAGGACUUGGGCGAUGCUCUCCUUGUUGGCCAAGAAGACGACGUCGGUGCCGUCAUAGAGCACGCCAUACAGCCUGCCAAGUUGAGGAUGCUCGAGACCGGCAUGACGGAUCUGCCGGGCGGCCUCAUCGAGAUCGACAAGACCCCUGCUCCAUUAGCAUCUUACACGCAAAGUGUCGUGGGAAAAAAGUACCCCAAAGUCGCCCUUGACUUCAAGAAAGGCCGCGCUCGAGGUCUCCGCAGCUUGAACAAGCUCAUCACGACCCAUCUCCACAUCUUCUGGCAGAACCGGUUCCCCGAAGGCAUCGAGGUCCUCAAGCCCCACCCGGAACACACGACCGCAAUGAUUAGACGCGCCGUCAAGCUCGCCCUGCAGCUCGCCUCCUGCUCCGAAAGCCCCAUGCCGUCGACAUGCCCGCCAAACCAUCCCCGCUGUGCGCCGUGCGUUGCCACGGCCCCAAUGCGGGUGUCGACCCCCGCGAGGUACCGCAACUCGAGAAAGGUCUUUAGCAUCGGCACAGUGCCGCAUCCUUGGACAUUCGCACUGCUCGACAACCUGCAAGAGUCAUUCAACAUCUCGUGGAUCCGUCGCGAGUCGGCGCGCGAUCCUUGGCUCACGGCCGUUACCCAAGCCCUCCUCGGCGCAGGCGCUUCGGGGAAUCGGCGCGUCAUGUCCCUGAAGGAGGCCAUUGCCGGCGAGCACGCUACCUCACGCUCUCUCUGGCUGGUGGCGGAGAAUGAGAUGCCGGUCGACAUCAGUUGGUAUUUUGGCUUCGCCGUUCCCGAGCAUGGCAUGGAUCAGGGGAAAUCUGAAAGUCCUGUUCCAGCAGUUCGGCUCAUGAGGAAGAAGGCAAAAGCACACCAACCUGGCAACGGCCCGGUGGCGUCAAAGGGAGACCUUGCCCUAGAGGCGCCUCUGCUGGAGCGAGCGAGGCAUGUGGUGGCGCAGACCAAGGCAACCGAGGAGACCCGGAUGCGCGCCUCGCUAGAGGCCUGGAACAUGGCCGACACCGAGACGUGGAAGUUUGUGCGGGCGUUUCAGGCUCGGAAUGCCAAGGAAAAAGACAAGUGGGAGAUGGAGGAGGCCAAAUUUGGCAGCGGCGCAGGAACGGAAAAGUUUGGCCAAAGGAGGGGCGACGGCGUUGCCGAGAAGACGAGAGGCGCCUAG
Hirsutella rhossiliensis is the source of this 1872-nucleotide messenger RNA. RefSeq lists its product as uncharacterized. Bases 1 to 1872 code for a protein of 623 amino acids. NCBI's taxonomy places the organism in Eukaryota, Fungi, Ascomycota, Sordariomycetes, Hypocreales, Ophiocordycipitaceae. The record is from RefSeq and is a predicted model, not a curated record. The transcript has a single exon.